CAAAACUCAAACAGUUUUGAUGCAUAACUAGUACUAGUAAUGUCUGCUGAAGCUAAUGGAGCUAAACAAACUCUCAUCUCUUGUUUGGCUGAUCCUGGUGAUGCUCUUUUAGUCCCUGCCCCUUUUUACCCUGGAUUUGCUAAGGACAUACGUUGGGGAACUAAUGUUCAACUUGUGCCCAUUUCAUGCAAGAGCUCCAACAAUUUCAAGAUUACCAUAGAAGCUAUCAAAGAGACAUUUGAAAAAGUCCAACAAGAAAAAAUCAAAGUCAAAGGCAUGAUUUUGUCCAACCCUUCUAAUCCAUUAGGCACUAUUUUGGAUAGGGACACACUAAAAAAAAUCUUGACCUUCACUAACGAACAUAACAUCCACCUUUGCGAUGAAAUCUAUGCUGGCACCGUAUUUGAUGCUCCACAAUUCGUUAGCAUCGCUGAAAUUAUGGAUGAAAUUUCAUGUGUUAAUAAAAAAUUGGUACAUAUUGUGUCCAGUGUUUCCAAAGAAGUGGGUUUUCCAGGAUUUCAAGUGGAAAUUGUGUAUUCCUUCAAUGAUGAUGUCGUUAAUUGUGCUAGAAAAAUGUCGAGUUUCAGUCUUGUUUCCUCUUUGACACAACAUUCUCUACCUUCCAUGUUUGGCAAUGGAUUUAUCGAAAAAUUUCUCAUUGAAAAUACUAAGAAUUUAAGGAAAAGGCACGAGAAAUUCACUAGCGAACUUGAAAAAAUCGGAAUCAAAUACUUAAAAAGCAAUGCUGGGGUUUAUUGCUGGGUGGAUUUGAGAACUUUGCUGAAAGAGCCAACACCUGAUGCUGAGGAGUCACUAAGGAAACUGAUCAUAAAUGACGCGAAGCUCAAUAUCUCACCUGGAUCUUCUUUUAGUUGUUCGGAGGCAGGAUGGUUUCGAAUUUGUUUUGCAAAUAUCGAUGAUCAAACUAUGGAGAUCGCCCUCCAAAGAAUUCAAAAGUUUGUUGACUCUAAAAUGUUAUGAGUUUCAAUAUGUUGUCUCCUAAUUAUCUGAGGAGUUGUUAUUAUUAUUAUUAUGAAUAAAGUU
This is a messenger RNA of Solanum tuberosum (potato), 1044 nucleotides long. RefSeq names its product 1-aminocyclopropane-1-carboxylate synthase 4-like. Gene Ontology annotation, biological process: amino acid metabolic process; biosynthetic process. The record is from RefSeq and is a predicted model, not a curated record. Gene Ontology annotation, molecular function: pyridoxal phosphate binding; transaminase activity. Lineage: Eukaryota; Viridiplantae; Streptophyta; Magnoliopsida; Solanales; Solanaceae. The coding region runs from base 40 to 981 and encodes 313 amino acids. The transcript is spliced from 2 exons.